AUGGAGGUGGCCAAGCGCGCGCCCGCGAGCGCGGCGACGACGAGCGGGGCGCCGAGAGCGAAUCCUCGAGACGGUGAGUUGGCGAAAGAUACCGAGGAAGACGACGGCGAGGCGUUUGUUCGACGCAAAGGAACGUUCGCGAAGGAUCUGUCGUACAUGAUGUACGGAUUCGGCGACGCGAAGGAGCCGGAUCCGGAGAGCGUGGAGUUGAUGGAGGACAUGUUGGUGGAGUACCUCACAAACGUGGCGCACCGAGCGAUGGAAGUGGCGGAGCGUCGAGGACGGAUGCAGACGGAGGAUCUACUGUACGUGAUUCGGAACGAUCGUAAGAAAUUUGCGCGCGUAGACGAGCUGCUGGAGAUGAACGCCAAGCUCAAGGACGCGCGAAAGAAUUUCGAUCUUCACGAUCCUCAGGCGGUUCUGGCGCAACAGAGAGAAGCGGAGGAAGCGCGACGACGGGAGGCCGAGGCGAAGGCGAACGCCUAG
Molecule: messenger RNA, 486 nt
Organism: Ostreococcus tauri
Lineage: Eukaryota; Viridiplantae; Chlorophyta; Mamiellophyceae; Mamiellales; Bathycoccaceae
Product: Histone-fold
Exons: 1
Coding region: 1-486 (161 amino acids)
Biological process (GO): transcription by RNA polymerase II
Molecular function (GO): protein heterodimerization activity
Source: RefSeq, a predicted model, not a curated record